Messenger RNA from Peromyscus californicus insignis, 4638 nucleotides. RefSeq names its product NFE2 like bZIP transcription factor 1 (gene Nfe2l1). The coding region runs from base 643 to 2871 and encodes 742 amino acids. Gene Ontology annotation, biological process: regulation of transcription by RNA polymerase II. Lineage: Eukaryota; Metazoa; Chordata; Mammalia; Rodentia; Cricetidae. The transcript is spliced from 5 exons. Gene Ontology annotation, cellular component: nucleus. The record is from RefSeq and is a predicted model, not a curated record. Gene Ontology annotation, molecular function: RNA polymerase II cis-regulatory region sequence-specific DNA binding; DNA-binding transcription factor activity, RNA polymerase II-specific.
GGGAGGGAAGCCGAGGCUGGGCGCUCCAGGCCGGCCGGAGGUGGCGGCGGCGGCGGCGUUGGCGGCGGCGAGGCCGGGACUCGGGCUGAGGGCCUGCUGUGGCGGCAGCGGCGGACUGCGACCUCAGCAGUUUCUCUGGAAACCCCCCUGGUAAGUGCAGAGGAGGCGGGACACUCUGACCCAAGACAAAGACCUGUAGCUCCAGCCAAAGAAAAUAAACCCUAGGAAGGAGAAAGAAGGAAGGAAAGAAAGAAAUCCACUCACCAGCUGUUCCUGUGAACAGCCUACAGUGGGGUCUCCACAGAGGACAGCCGAUGUGAGUGGGAGCUGACUGGAUGUGGACUGGAGACAGUAAGUUGAGAGGGCCUUGAGGGCCUGGACUGGGUUAGUAACAGCUGAACUUUAGAGGUGAGGUGUCAAGAAGGCAAGAGUGAAUGCGGUCUGGAGUGUGGCUUUCGCUCCACAGGGAGUGCUUUCCUCUGGGGCCAUCAGGGAGCUCAGCCCCUGUGUUGUGCCAGGGUAGGGUACAGGGUCUCCUACUGAGGAGGGUAACCUGCUGGCUGGAGUGGCAGAGCAGUGGCCUUGAUUUGUCUUGUGGAAGAUUUAAAAACAAAAAAGCAUAAACAUUCUGGUCCUUCAGCAAUGCUUUCUCUGAAGAAAUACUUAACGGAAGGACUUCUCCAGUUCACCAUUCUGCUGAGUCUGAUUGGGGUUCGGGUGGACGUGGAUACUUACCUGACCUCACAGCUCCCCCCACUCCGGGAGAUCAUCCUGGGGCCCAGCUCUGCCUAUACUCAGACCCAGUUCCACAACCUGAGGAAUACCUUGGAUGGCUAUGGGAUCCACCCCAAGAGCAUAGACCUGGACAAUUACUUCACUGCCCGGCGACUCCUCAGUCAGGUGAGGGCCCUGGAUAGGUUCCAGGUGCCUACCACUGAGGUAAAUGCUUGGUUGGUUCACCGGGACCCGGAGGGGUCUGUCUCUGGCAGCCAGCCCAACUCAGGCCUCGCCCUCGAGAGUUCCAGUGGCCUCCAAGACGUGACAGGCCCAGACAACGGGGUGAGAGAAAGUGAAACGGAGCAGGGAUUCAGUGAAGAUUUGGAAGAUUUGGGGGCUGUGGCCCCUCCUGUCGGUGGAGACUUAACUAAAGAGGAUAUAGAUCUGAUUGACAUCCUUUGGCGACAGGAUAUUGAUCUGGGGGCUGGGCGUGAGGUUUUUGACUACAGUCAUCGCCAGAAGGAGCAGGAUGUGGAUAAGGAACUACAAGAUGGAGGAGAACGAGAGGACACCUGGGCAGGCGAGAGCGCGGAAGCUCUGGCCCGAGACCUGCUAGUAGAUGGAGAGACUGGGGAGAGCUUCCCUGCACAGUUCCCAGCAGACGUUCCCAGCAUCGCAGAAGCAGUGCCUAGUGAGAGCGAGUCCCCCACCCUUCAGAACAGCCUUCUAUCUCCUCUUCUGACGGGGACAGAGUCACCAUUUGAUUUGGAACAGCAGUGGCAAGAUCUCAUGUCCAUCAUGGAAAUGCAGGCUAUGGAAGUGAAUACAUCAGCAAGUGAAAUUCUGUACAGUGCCCCUCCUGGAGACCCUCUUAGCACCAACUACAGCCUUGCGCCCAACACUCCUAUCAAUCAGAAUGUCAGCCUGCAUCAGGCAUCCCUGGGUGGCUGCAGCCAGGACUUCUCCCUCUUCAGCCCCGAGGUGGAGAGCCUACCUGUGGCCAGCAGCUCCACCCUGCUUCCACUCGUCCCCAGCAACUCUACCAGCCUCAACUCCACCUUUGGCUCUACCAACCUAGCAGGGCUUUUCUUUCCAUCCCAGCUCAAUGGCACAACCAAUGACACAUCAGGCCCUGAGCUGCCUGACCCCCUGGGGGGCCUGUUAGAUGAAGCCAUGCUGGAUGAAAUCAGCCUGAUGGACCUGGCCAUUGAGGAGGGCUUCAACCCGGUGCAGGCCUCCCAGCUUGAGGAGGAGUUUGACUCUGACUCAGGCCUCUCCUUGGACUCCAGCCAUAGCCCUUCCUCCCUGAGCAGCUCUGAAGGCAGCUCUUCUUCCUCUUCUUCCACCUCCUCCUCCUCUUCUGCUUCCUCCUCUGCCUCUUCUUCCUUUUCUGAGGAAGGUGCUGUCGGUUACAGCUCUGACUCGGAGACGCUAGAUCUAGAAGAGGCUGAGGGUGCCGUGGGUUACCAGCCGGAAUACUCCAAGUUCUGCCGCAUGAGCUACCAGGAUCCUUCUCAGCUCUCUUGCCUUCCCUACUUAGAGCAUGUGGGCCACAAUCACACCUACAAUAUGGCACCCAGUGCCCUUGACUCUGCUGAUCUACCACCACCUAGCACCCUCAAGAAAGGUAGCAAAGAAAAGCAGGCUGACUUCCUGGACAAGCAGAUGAGCCGAGAUGAGCACAGAGCCCGAGCCAUGAAGAUCCCAUUCACCAAUGACAAAAUCAUCAACCUACCCGUAGAGGAAUUCAAUGAGCUGCUGUCCAAAUACCAGCUGAGCGAGGCCCAGCUGAGCCUCAUCCGGGACAUCCGGCGCCGGGGCAAGAACAAGAUGGCUGCACAGAACUGCCGCAAGCGCAAGCUGGACACCAUCCUGAACCUAGAACGUGAUGUGGAGGACUUGCAGCGAGACAAGGCCCGGUUGCUCCGAGAAAAGGUAGAGUUCCUGCGGUCACUGCGACAGAUGAAGCAGAAGGUCCAGAGCUUAUACCAGGAGGUGUUUGGGCGGCUGCGGGAUGAGAACGGGAGGCCCUACUCACCCAGUCAGUAUGCGCUUCAGUAUGCUGGGGAUGGCAGUGUCCUCCUCAUCCCUCGCACGAUGGCUGACCAGCAGGCCCGGCGACAGGAGAGAAAGCCAAAGGACCGGAGGAAGUGAGCCAGGGGAGGCAGGGGGUGGACGCUCACUAAGACAGAAACUGGAGAAGGGCUGGGCCUGGACCUAACAUUGGGGACUUAAAUGCCUUCUUAUCCAAUAUAUCUUCUCAGAUGGGAUGACUGCGGGUCAGUGCACAGAAGAGGCGGGCGCGGGCGCUGUCUGGCUUAGCUUCCCCACUGGGAGUGGGUGGAAAUGACCAGACUAUUUGAGUGAUUGGGGUCCCCAGCCUACUCCCUUCUUUCUCCUGAGGGAAGGGUGGUAUUGGCAUGCUGGAGGUAGAGGGGCUGUGUGGAGUGAAAGGGAAAAGGAGGACUUGGGAGAACAGAGAAAGUAGUGGAAAGUCUCAUUCCUGGAAGGAGAAAAGGAAGGAGAUCCCCUAAAAUCAAAGCAGUCAGAAAAAGCAGAGGGACUGUUAAGGGCCUUGGCCAGCAUUCCAGGCAGUGAGUGUGACCCCAGUGGGCCUAAGUGAAGUCUCUGGAAUGGAAACACAGACAUGGUGGGGCCGUGGAAGGGCUUUUUAACUGUUUCUUGAACUCUGUCAUCCCUGAAGGGGAAGAAGCUCUUGGAUGGCACCUAUAUUGUUUUAGUUACUUAAACGGAGAGCUGUGGGGGACCCAACACUGACUUGUUUUCAGGCCAGAGGAGGGCAGAGGGUAUAGACAGUGAUAAAGAGGCCUGUGUUGCAGCAGCCCCAACAUCAAGCAUGUCACUCACUGCCCUGCCACAGCCCCCUCCCUCCCUAGCCACCACCUAAGAGCCUGCAUGGAAAUGCUGUUCUCUUCCCACUCUCCCCCUUUUGUGGUACCCACCCUCACUAGCUGCCUAGAGCUCUCUGGAGUGGGGUGCUACUCUGGCAGUACCCGGAACCUGGCCUACAGCUUCCUCUGCAGGGGCUGAACAGAAGCAAGGUGAUGGUGUGGAGGGAGAAGCCAGCUCAGUGGCCUCUAGGCACUGUUCAGCACAACAUUGGGAAGUGAUCUUCCCUCAGGCCCCUCUGCCUACUAACACCUGGCCUUGUCACUGGGGGAAAACGAAAACCUAUAAACCCCAGCAACAAAACCUAGUCCUCUUAGACUUUCUUGCGCUUUGAUUUUUUUAGGGCGUGUGCCCUGUUUCACUUAUAGGGCCUAGGAUGCUUGUGUUGAGUAAGAAGAAGAUGCCCCAAUAUUCAAAGCUGCUAAAUGUUCUCUUUGCCAUAAAGACUCCGUGUAACUGUGUAAACACUUGGGAUUUUUCUCCUCUGUCCCGAGGUCUUGUCUUGUUUUCUUUUUUGGGUUUCUUUCUAGGAAAAUGAGAAAUGCAUGAAAGGGCUGGAGAUGCCCCUCCACUAGGCUUUCAGCUUCAGGCAGCUGCUUCACAGCCUGGUUAGCCUGGGCUCCUGAAGGACAGCCCUGGGGAGGCAGGGAGGGCAGCAGCACCAAGGUAGUAGCCAGAUGGUUCCAGGAUCACAGUGUCUUUUUUUUUUUUUUUUUUUUUUCCGGUCACUUGCCACUGCCGCGUCCCCUCCCCCCCAAUCCUGGUCAGCUCUGGAGUACUGUCUGCCCCCCAACUAGCAGGGGUGAGUCAGGGGGAAGUACUGAUUCCCCUCCCUGUGCAGGAAGGGGUUUCCUAACUGAGCAAUAGGGAUAGAAAGCGUGAACCUGGGAGUGCUUUUUAUAAAUUAUUUUCCUUGUAGAUUUUAUUUUUAAUUUAUCUCUGUGACCUGCCAGGGAGAGGAGAGAGAGAAAUGCUGUGAGCACAUGACAAAAUAAAAUCAAAUAAAAUGGA